AUGUCGCUUGAAAUCGAAUCGCCAGAUGUUAUUAGGUUAAUUGAACAAUUUUGCAAGGAGAACCGUCUCCACAGAACACUCCAAGUGCUGCAAGAAGAAUCGCAAGUAUCGUUGAAUACUGUUGACUCGAUUGACUCAUUUGUUACCGACAUUACAAACGGGCACUGGGAUGUUGUUCUCAAUACGAUAUCGAGUCUCAAACUGCCCGAUCGGGUCCUUAUCGAUCUCUACGAACAGAUAACGAUUGAACUCAUCGAGCUACGAGAACUUGGCGCUGCGAGGUCUUUGCUUCGACAGACAGAUCCUAUGAUUGCCCUGAAAAACAUGCAGCCAGAACGAUACAUGCAUCUGGAAAACGUUCUAACUCGACCGUACUUUGACGCGCGAGAUGCUUAUCCAGACGGACAAACAAAAGACAAACGAAGGCAACACAUUGCUGCGCAACUAGCGAAAGAAGUUUCAGUUGUUCCACCGUCGAGGCUGAUUGCUCUUCUGGGACAGGCAUUGAAAUGGCAACAGCAUCAGGGAAUUCUUCCUCCAGGAUCGCAAAUCGAUCUCUUUCGAGGAAAAGCACAGUCGAAAGUUGAAGAGAAUGAAAAAUACCCUUCGGUGCUCAGCAAGACCAUCAAAUUCAGCUCAAAAAGCCAUGUGGAAACGACGCGAUUUUCUCCCGACGGGCAGUACCUUGUUACUGGCUCAGUUGAUGGAUUUAUUGAAGUGUGGAAUUAUUUGACGGGAAAGAUCAGAAAAGAUCUCAAGUACCAAGCGCAGGAUAAUUAUAUGAUGAUGGAGCAGGCGAUUUUGUCGAUGACGUUUUCGAGGGACUCCGAAAUGCUUUGCACUGGCGACCAGGGUGGAAAAAUGAAGGUUUGGAAAAUCUCUACAGGCCAAUGUCUUCGUCGUUUUGAGCGAGCCCACUCAAAGGGUAUCACUUCGAUGAACUUUUCAAAAGAUGGAUCGCAAAUUCUCAGUGGCAGUUUCGAUAACACCGUCCGCAUUCACGGACUCAAAUCUGGAAAGCAACUCAAGGAAUUCAAGGGUCACGUGUCCUUCGUCAACGAGGCUGUCUUCUCUGCGGAUGGUCACAUGAUUAUCUCAGGCUCUUCUGAUGGAACUGUUAAAAUUUGGAAUAUCAAAACACUAGAGUGCAUUUCGACCUUCAAGUCGCUCGGCGGAAACGACGCUACGAUCCAUUCGGUCACUCUGAUGCCAAAAAAUAACGACCAAUUUGUUGUCACCAAUCGCUCAAAUACUGUUGUAAUCAUGAAUAUGCAGGGCCAAAUUGUCAAGUCCUUCACUUCUGGUAAACUCUAA
Oikopleura dioica is the source of this 1314-nucleotide messenger RNA. The record is from the annotation of a GenBank genome assembly. NCBI's taxonomy places the organism in Eukaryota, Metazoa, Chordata, Appendicularia, Copelata, Oikopleuridae.